Aegilops tauschii subsp. strangulata is the source of this 2742-nucleotide messenger RNA. The record is from RefSeq and is a predicted model, not a curated record. NCBI's taxonomy places the organism in Eukaryota, Viridiplantae, Streptophyta, Magnoliopsida, Poales, Poaceae.
AUGGCGCACCACAUCGCCAGAGACAUGGCCUACUCCGCCAUAGGUGGUAGCUCCGGCGAGGGUUCGGCUGUUCCCCGGCGGACGACUUCAGCUCUGGCGAGCGCCUUCGAUCUCAGGCGACAAAGUUCUGCUACGCGCAUGUACCGAGAUCCUCCAAUUGUUUUCUCUGAUGCUCCUCCGGCUGGAUCCACUGCAAAUUGGCAUACCGAAGAUGGGGCGGCAAAUGAGGAGAGUUUUGUUCAGCAACCUUUCACAAGUCAUGGUGGUGGGGAUUCAGGUGGUGUCCUAAACACUCACGGUGGAAUGCAUGAUGCAGAUGAGGAUGAUGAUAUUUCAUCUCAGCCACUUCUGCCCUAUGUUGGCAUGGAAUUUGACUCAAUUGAAGAUGCCCAAAAGUUCUAUAAUGACUACGCAUUUGGAACGGGUUUUGGCUCACGCAUAGCUUCCUCAAAGAACAGCCAGAAGAAAGGUCCACAACAACUUAUCAAGAGGGUCUUCCAAUGUGUGCAUGCUGGCAAACCGGAGACUACAUGUGAGACAAGCAGCCACUCGGAAGGAAUUGCAGCAGGGGGAAGCUCAUCAAGCAAGCAGGCCGGGGUUGAAAUGGAUGUGACAGUCAAGCGUCAGAGGAAUCGGAUUAUGCGUUAUGAUUGCAAAGCUCAUAUGAUUGUUGGCCUCAGGGGCAAUAAGUGGGUUGUUACCUACUUUGUUGCACAGCAUACACACCCUUUGAUGCAGCAUGAGGAGAUUGUGAGGUUCUACCGCUCACAUCGCAAAAUUCCAGAAGAAGAUUACCAACUACUGAUGACAAUGCAUGAUGUAAACUUGUCAACUACAAAUUGCAUGGGAAUGCUUGGAAUGGUCCAUGGCGGAGACCGGAGGAAACUGCCAUAUGUGAAGAGGGAUGUUUCAAAUGCGCGUUCCAAGCUGCGACAAAAUCAGUCAUUUCAGGACAUGGAUAUGACGGUUGCUUACUUUAAGAGGCGUCAAGCUGAGAAUGCUCAAUUCUACUACGCAACAGAAGUUGACAAAGAAACAAACGAAGUGACAGCUCUGUUUUGGGUGGAUGGAAGGACAAGAGCAUUGUACCCAAAGUACAAAGAUUGUGUGUUCUUUGACACAACAUUUUGCACAAAUCGGUACAAUCUGCCUUUCGCUCCUAUUGUUGGUGUGAACAACCACUUGCAAACCGUGCUGCUAGGUUGUGCCUUGGUGCCAAAUGAACAAAUAGAAACUUUCAAGUUUGUGUUUCAACAUUGGAUGAUUGCAAUGAAUAAUGAGCACCCGUUGAACCUAAUGACUGACCAGGACAAGGCAAUGGAAACAGCAAUAAAAGAUGUCUUCCCAAACACAGUGCAUAGGUGCUGCAAAUGGCACGUCCAGCGAAAAGCAAGGGAAAAGUUGGGUAGGAUCCUGAGCAUGGAUGAAAAUUUUGAGCAGGUUUUCUAUGGGGUUAUCAAUGAUUCGGAGACGGUGGAUGAGUUCGAGGAGAAUUGGCAGCAUAUGCUGCAUUGCUUUGAAUUGGUUGACAACAGACAUCUAAGCAACAUGUGGCGUAAGCGAGAGACAUGGGCUCCAGCAUACUUCCGAAAGAACUUCUUCCCAUUUACAAGCACUACAGGGCGGUCUGAGGGUCUCAACUCCUACUUCAAGACAUUUGUCAACCCUCAAGACUCUGUCUGGAGAUUUGUACAACAAUAUGAGGUGCUUCAAGAAACAAUGUUGGACCGUGAAGACAAUCAAGCUUUCAUAGGCCACGCAACAACUGCACCACUUUACUCAAGUUCACUUCUAUACCCGAGAAGCGUGUUUCUCAAGUUUCAAAAAGAGGUCAUGGCAUCAACAGGCUUCAUCAUGAACCUGGCCCCUGCUCUUGACAAUGCAAGCGUGAGGUUUGAGCUGCACUCAAAUUACUUUGAGAACCCCCGAAUAUUUUCAGUGAAUGUUGUGUUGGCAGAGGAGAAGUUUGAAUGCAGCUGCAACUGUUUUGAGAUGAAUGGGAUUAUUUGUGCACACAUCAUAAGGGUAAUGGUGCAUCUCAAUGUCCAAAAAAUUCCACAAAGAUACAUGCUAGAGAGGUGGUCAGAAGCUGCGACAACGGCAAUGAGUGGUGGUGGAUGUCUCCUAGAUUUUGGGCACCCUGCAACCAACACUCUCAAGUACAACGCCUUGUGCAGAAAGUAUACAUGGUUGGCUUCACAAGCUUGCAGCAACGAUCUUGCCUACAAAAUAAUGAAUGAUGCAGCUCACCAACUUGAGCCCCUCAUAGCUGCAGCAAAGCAAGGGGCGCUCCCAGAACAACAGGAAGCAAAUCAGCCGCAAGCAAUGCAACAGCAACAACAAACCCCCGAGCCAACCACUGUGCCGCAACCUGAUGGCGAUGCCAUGCUUCAGAACCCCGCACGUGUUCCAAAAAAAGGGCGUCCGACUGAAAAAUCAAAGAGGAGAAAGACUCUGCUUGAGCAACGAGAAGAUGCACAUAAGAAUAAAGCUAAGAAAGAUGAAAAGAAGCAAACCAAGGCCAGAGGAAAACCUGGACCAAAGAAGAAAGCGCCUCCUUGUUCGUACUGCAACGAAGAAGGUCACGGUGUCCAAACAUGCCAGUACUUGAAGGCUGCAAUGGGGGUCAAAAAAUGUCCCUACUGUGAAGAGCAAGGUCAUGCUGUGCAAGAAUGUCCCUACCUAAAAGCUGCAAUGAAGACAGAUGCUAGCAUGGCUAGAGCAACAGAGCUUAGGCUGUGA